UUCCCUCCACAUCCAUCUAAACAAAUUUCCCUCCUCCCAUCUAAAAAAGGCUACCAAAAUGCUAUUCCCUUAAUCUCCACUUUGAUCUCACAACCCUAUUCCUCUUCUUCUUCCUCAUCUUCUCAACUUUCAUCCCAUUUCCUUCUUCCAUCAUCUCCUCAUAAUUUCCUGUAAAUUUCAAUAUUUUUCCAUUCCUCCUGGCCUUUGGAUCCUCCAUGCGCGGCGGCUCUCGAGCUCCGAACCGGUCGGAGCCACUGCCUCAGUCCCAAACUGCCCAGAUCCUGCCGCCUCUCAACCGCCACCUUGCUUUUGACUCCGCUAAGCCGCCGUUUGUUCCUCCGGGUCAUUAUUACCACUUCGGUGACGGUUCUUCCAAUGUUAUUGAUCAACAACCUGAUUCCAUCGUUGUUAAACCUCUCAAACCAAAGCAGAAGGGUGCCAUGUAUAACAACAUGGUUGAAUUGAAUGACUAUAUUCAUGAUCAGGGAUCUUCAAAAGAUGCCCUCAGUUCUGUUCAGACACCCAUGUCUGUAAAAGGAGGAAGGGUGUACAAUAAGUCAAAGACUUCAAGGAAAACUACAUCUGGGCCUCAAACACCUAUCUCAGACACUAGCACUUAUUCUCCCCUUACUCCUGCUGGAAACUGUCGAUAUGACAGUUCUUUAGGUCUUCUGACAAAAAAAUUCAUCAAUUUGAUUAAGCAAGCAAGGGAUGGCAUUCUUGACUUGAACAAAGCUGCAGAAACUUUGCAGGUGCAGAAAAGGAGAAUAUAUGACAUAACAAAUGUUUUGGAAGGCAUAGGUCUCAUAGAAAAGAAGCUGAAAAACAUCAUAUAUUGGAAAGGAUUUAGUCAACAAAUUCCAGGAAAUGUGGAUAGUGAUACUUCAAUGUUACAGGUGGAUGUUGAAAACCUUUCUUUUGAAGAGCGUAGAUUAGAUGAUAAGAUAAGAGCAAUGCAGGAAAGACUGAGGAAUCUGAGUGAAGACGAAAAUAUCCAAAAGUGGCUCUUCGUGACAGAAGAAGACAUUAAAAACUUGCCUUGCUUUCAGAAUGAAACACUGAUAGCAAUUAAAGCUCCUCAUGGAACCACAUUGGAAGUUCCUGAUCCUGAUGAAGCUGUUGAUUAUCCACAGAGAAGAUAUAGGAUAGUUCUUAGGAGUACGAUGGGUCCUAUUGAUGUAUAUCUUGUCAGUCAAUUUGAGGAAAAGUUUGAGGAGAUGAAUGUGGUCCAGCCACCUAGUAGCUUCCUACAUGCUUCCAGUUCUGGAUCAAAUGAACAUCUAACAACAGAAGCAAUCAUUGGGGAGAGUAGUAGAAAUGAAAUUGAACCUCAAGCUCAUCUAUCCCAACACAGCAGCAGCUGUGAUGUUAAUGGUUCAAAUGAGUUUCCUGGUGGAAUGAUGAAGAUUAUUCCUUCAGAUGUUGAUAAUGAUGCGGAUUACUGGUUGUUAUCGGAUGCUGAAGUUAGCAUUACAGAUAUGUGGAGAACAGAUUCAGAUAUUGCAUGGGAUCAAUCAGAUAUGGUUCCUCAUGACUUUUUAAUAUCUGAUGUCAGUGCCCAAAGGCCAAGACCAGGAAGUCCACAUUCAGAGACAGCUGAAGCACCGUCUGAUGUUAACUUAAGACAGAGGUGACAAAGGAACAGAUCUCACCUUAAUUCAUCAGUGAUCUGUUCCCAUCCUCAUUAAUCCACAAGAUGUUGAUUUGUAGCCAAACAAUCAGUUGAAUUUGACUAGAACUCGCGCUCAACUGUACAGUGUAAUUUUAUGGCCCAAGUAAUAUAUCGGGAAAAUUUUCCAAGCAUGGUAUACAAUACAAUUUUCAGAGCUAGUCGGGCGGCAAGUUUAGAGGAAAUAGAAACAAACUUUUGUAAGGUUGCAGAUGGGCGGAAGCAUGUAAGAUAGGUUUCCAGACAUUAACAGGCCGGCAAGAACUUCAAUGCAUCGAAGUCCGAGGAUUGGCCGUCAUCUACUUCCGCCGUCUCCGAAUCGACGCGGCUGAUUCCGACGAUGAACUGCGGUGCGGCUCUCGGAGAAUCGUUUGUCUGAUCGGCGGAUCGGGCGGAAAACGACGGCAAUUUGUUCGGUGGCGGUGGUGACGUUAUCGGCGGUUGCUGUUGCUGAUCGUUUCUCUGUAAUUAAAGUGAGAAUAAUUAGAGAAAAUGUGAAGAAUUAGUCAUGGGAAUGGCGCUAUAAUAAAUUGCCAUUAAUGGCGAUGAUACUGAAAUGAGUGAAGGCUUUCAAUCACGAUGAAUCCUAAUUGUGUUCAAUUUGAACGCUUAGAAUUUAUUAAAAUUUUUUAAAAAAAAGGUUAAAUCGUAAUUCGCAAAUUAGGGCACAA
Messenger RNA from Benincasa hispida (wax gourd), 2340 nucleotides. Its product is annotated as transcription factor E2FA. Gene Ontology annotation, cellular component: RNA polymerase II transcription regulator complex. The record is from RefSeq and is a predicted model, not a curated record. Gene Ontology annotation, biological process: regulation of transcription by RNA polymerase II. NCBI's taxonomy places the organism in Eukaryota, Viridiplantae, Streptophyta, Magnoliopsida, Cucurbitales, Cucurbitaceae. Gene Ontology annotation, molecular function: protein dimerization activity; RNA polymerase II cis-regulatory region sequence-specific DNA binding; DNA-binding transcription factor activity, RNA polymerase II-specific.